AUGGAUGCAACACUUCACGAUAAAAGCACGCGGCAAAACACUGCACCAACCUGUCUAUCCAAAGCGGAGACAAAACCAUCGAUUCAUGCGGCGGCGGGUCUCCUUGGUGCCUCCAUAUCAACGGCAAUGUUUUAUCCACUAGACGCUCUUCGCACGCAAAUGCACGUUUGUAAAGGAGGAGACGUCAACCAACUCUCAUCGCUGCGUCAGGUUGUUCGACAAAAGGGGUUGCGAAGAUUAUACGCAGGUUUCGCUGUAUCUGUCACCUCCUAUGGUAUCGGGUGGGGAGCUUACAUGGCCGUCUUUAAAUCUGUACAGCAGAACCUCUCUGCGUACGUUUCGAGUAAUCAAAUAGGCGGAGGCAGUGGAAGCGCUAAAAGCGGCAGUGUGACAGCUGGGUGUAACGUUUUGAGUGGUUGCGCCGCUGCCAUAACAACUGGAACUGUUGUUACGCCACUUUGUGUUAUAAGGACUCGACAGCAACUGUUCGAUGGGAGCAAUGGCGCCAAACCACAGAACUGCUGGCAGGGAUUUAAGGCAAUAGUAGAAAACGAGGGAUGUGGCGCCCUCAUGCGGGGCAUGAUACCCCAGAUUCUGAUUAUGGGAAAUACCAUCAUCCAAAUGGCCAUUUAUGAGGAGCUUCGGCAUUACAUUGUGGAACAGAAAAUUCAACCCACUUCUUUUGAUGUGGCAUUGAUAUCUUCUGUUUCUAAAGCUGUGGCAUCAGCUCUGUUCAACCCGAUUGAAGUUGUGAGGACUCGCUUGCAGGACAAGCGUAAUUGCACCUCCCCUGAGUACCGUUCCAUGACCGUGGGAUUGCGUACCAUUUGGCGCACGGAAGGAAUUCGUGGCCUUUACAGGGGCGUUUGGGUGAAUCUUUGCCGUGUCGUUCCGACAACAUCGGUGUCUUUUAUUUUGUACGAGAAGUUCCUAGCGAUACUUUCACAUCACAACGCGCGUAGGGCGGCGUGUCUUCCCUUGGUGGCAGACUGA
Messenger RNA from Trypanosoma brucei brucei TREU927, 993 nucleotides. RefSeq names its product mitochondrial carrier protein, putative. Gene Ontology annotation, biological process: folate import into mitochondrion; nucleotide transport. Gene Ontology annotation, molecular function: folic acid transmembrane transporter activity; FAD transmembrane transporter activity. The transcript has a single exon. Lineage: Eukaryota; Euglenozoa; Kinetoplastea; Trypanosomatida; Trypanosomatidae. The record is from RefSeq and is a predicted model, not a curated record. The coding region runs from base 1 to 993 and encodes 330 amino acids.